This is a messenger RNA of Panicum virgatum (switchgrass), 963 nucleotides long. Its product is annotated as monooxygenase 2-like. The transcript has a single exon. Gene Ontology annotation, molecular function: FAD binding. The record is from RefSeq and is a predicted model, not a curated record. Bases 519 to 851 code for a protein of 110 amino acids. NCBI's taxonomy places the organism in Eukaryota, Viridiplantae, Streptophyta, Magnoliopsida, Poales, Poaceae.
UAGAUGUACUGUCACCAGUUUUUUUUUCCCGAGUACUCUCUCACUCCCAUCCCGACGCCAAUGUCGUGAAGGAGCCCCCAACCGCCGAACUCUAGAUCUAGCUGGGCGAAUCUCGCCGGAGAGGAAGCAGCCGCGCGCCUCACUCACGCUGGGCGCUGGGCGCGAGCGCUGGGCAGCGGGCCGCGCGUGCCUCACGCGGGUGCUGGGCGCGAGCGCUGGCGCCGCAUGCCCCUAGCGGGAGCUGCGUGCGCUCGCUGCCUCGCUGGGGCGGCGGACGCCGCCUGCCUCGCGCGGCGGUGCGGGCCCUGGGCGCUGCGUGCCCCUUGUGGGCGCUGCACGCGGGCGCCGGCCGCCGGGCCGCGUGCCUCGCGGGGGCUGGGCGUGGGCGCUCUGCGGCGAGCGGCCUUGCGCAUUAGCCGGACGGCCACGACUUCGAGUCCACGACGACCAAAAUUGCAGAACUAAAUUGAUGCGUCUUGUUCGUUCAGAUAAAGGGCGUCGACGAGAGCGCGGCCAAGAUGAAGCAGUUUGUGCUGGACAAGCUCCGAGGCUCGAAGGUGCCACAAGAGGCGCUGGUCACCGCGAGCAUCAGCAAGGGCAACGUGUGCGUGGCCGGAGACGCGCUGCACCCGAUGACGCCGGACCUUGGCCAGGGCGGCUGCUCGGCGCUGGAGGACGGCGUCGUCCUGGCCAGAUGCCUCGGCGAGGCCCGUGCAGUCAAGGACGCCAAGGGUGGUAGCGCCAAGAGGGAGCGGAUCGAGGCCGGCAUGCGACAGUACGCCAAGAUGCUAGGGGUAUUUUUGUCUUUUCAUCAUGCCCUUUUUUUUAACAACUCCGUUAGCUCAUUUUGACAGCCAUAGCAUGUAAGGGAUGAGAAAUUAUAAAUAAUGACAUAGAAGAAAUGUAGUAAUUUUUAAUGACAAAUAAGGGACGAGCUGUAUUUUCUAAUGGCAUAUAAAAAAU